Messenger RNA from Podospora anserina S mat+, 1116 nucleotides. RefSeq lists its product as uncharacterized. Gene Ontology annotation, molecular function: S-adenosylmethionine-homocysteine S-methyltransferase activity. Gene Ontology annotation, biological process: S-methylmethionine cycle. The coding region runs from base 1 to 1116 and encodes 371 amino acids. The record is from RefSeq and is a predicted model, not a curated record. Lineage: Eukaryota; Fungi; Ascomycota; Sordariomycetes; Sordariales; Podosporaceae. The transcript is spliced from 2 exons.
AUGUCGAUUCGUUUCCAGACGCCAAUAAUGGAGGGCCGUAAGCCUAGAACCAUCAAAUUCCUUGACGGUGGUCUUGGAACCACCCUCGAAACUAUCCAUGGUGUCAAGUUCUCCGAGUCGACGCCACUCUGGUCCUCCCACCUUCUCUUGACAGACUUGCAAACCCUGGCGGACUGCCAGAUGUCGUUUGCCAAAGCUGGUGCAGAUGUCAUCACAACCGCGACAUACCAGGCGUCGAUCAAUGGGUUCAAGAAUACAAAGACAGAGAACUGGCCGAACGGUGUGCCCCUCCCCAACAUAGGCCACUUCCUCAAAGAUGCUGUCUCCAUCGCCAGGAGGGCCGCCGGCAAGGUUGGUGGCCGAGUCGCUCUCAGUCUUGGACCGUAUGGGGCUACGAUGAUACCUUCAACUGAGUACACCGGCCACUACGACAUCGAGCCUUCCCAAGACAUCGUCGAUAAACUCUUUCAUUGGCACAGCGAGCGGUACAACCUCUAUGUUCAAGUCCCCAACCUGCUGUUCGAUGUGUCCUACAUUGCGUUCGAGACCAUCCCUCGAUUGGACGAGAUACUAGCAAUCAGGCGCUUUUUGAACGCGGACAUCAGCGGGGGGGUAAAGCUAGGCCCGCGCGAGUUUUACCAUGACAUUCCUGUCUGGAUCAGUGUUCUGUUCCCUAGCGAUGACGACAAAAUGCCGGAUGGCACUAGUGUAGAAGACGCGGUAGCCGCUAUGAUUAGCAAAGAGUUUGGAAGUAAGACGCCACAGUUUGUUGGGAUCAACUGUACUCAAGUUUCCAAGCUCGAGGGUCUAGUUCGACAGUUUACCAAGGCUGUGGAAAAGCUGGUCGCGACGGGGGCCGUGGAAAAAUGGCCUGGUUUGGUAUUGUAUCCUGAUGGCACGAAGGUGGGAGAGCGGUACAAUACUGCGACAAAGGAGUGGGAGAUAUCGGGGGAGGGUUCCAAGAAGACACCGGAGGAUGUAUCAUGGGAACGUCAGCUUGCUAUGGUGGUCAAGGAGGCUUAUGAUACUGGGGGAUGGAGUUCAUUCUUGAUCGGUGGCUGUUGUAGAACUACGCCUGAAAAUAUCCAAAGGCUUACGUGGGCGAUCCGUGAGUGA